CCUUAAUAACUCUCAAUUACUUUGUGUUUACUCAUACGAGAGACCAACACUCUCAAAACUCAUCAUCCGGAUAAACAUGGAUCAUGAAGACCUCCCUAGAUCUACACUCGAGUCUCCUCUUGUUGUAAACCAUGGAAAUGGUGGCGAACGCGUCGAGAAUAUUUGUACGAAGACGGAGAUUAUAGCAGAGCUGAAGAAGCAGAUGAGCUUGGCAGGACCUUUGAUUGCUGUUAGUUUCUUUCAGUAUAGUUUACAAACGAUAUCAGUUAUGUUCGUUGGCCAUCUUGGUCAGCUUUCUCUUGCAGGCGCUUCAAUGGCUACUUCCUUUGCCGGAGUUACCGGUUUCGGUUUCCUGCAGGGAAUGGGAAGUGCACUUGAAACAUUUGCUGGACAAGCCUACGGAGCAAAACAAUAUCAUAUGCUUGGCGUACACUUGCAGAGAGCUAUUCAGGUUCUUGCACUUAUGAGCAUUCCGGUUUCGUUUCUUUGGGCUAAUUGUGGCCAUAUUUUCAUCCUCUUCGGACUAGAUAUGGAAAUCGCAACUUAUGCUCAAAUUUAUAUCCUGUGGUUAAUCCCAACCAUUCUUCCUUUCGGUAUCCUUCAGUGCCAAGUCAGAUUCUUACAGGCACAAAAACUUGUGCUACCUAUGUUGAUUGGUACUGGAAUUAGUAGUUCAAUGCAUAUUCUUAUGUGCUGGACAUUCAUACUCAAAUUUGGCUUCGGCCACAAAGGGGCUGCUCUGUCCGUCGCCAUCAGUUAUUGGAUGAAUGUGUUGUUUUUGGCAAUUUAUAUCAAGCUUUCUCCUGCAUGUUACAAGACUUGGACUGGUUUUUCGAAGGCCGGCAGGGAAAAUCUUGUUGAUUUCAUUAAGCUGGGAAUACCUUCUGCUCUUAUGUUCUGUGCGGAAUACUGGUCAUUCGAAACACUGGUUCUGAUGUCAGGUCUUCUUCCCAAUCCAAAGCUAGAAACGUCAAUGAUGUCAAUCAGCCUUAAUACAAGCUCAUUGGUCUUCAGAAUCCCGAGUGGUUUGGGAAGUGCUGUAAGCACGAGAGUGUCAAAUGAAUUAGGUGCAGGGAAACAUCAAAAUGCUCGGCUCGCAGUGCGGGUAGUAAUAUGGCUGGCCGUUACAGAGGGAAUUUUAUUAAGUUCAAUUGCAGUUGUAGUUCGAAAUAAAUGGGGUUAUCUGUUCACUAAUGAACCAGAAGUAGUUACAUAUUUAGCUUCCAUAAUGCCAUUACUUGCGAUAUCCAAUUUUAGUGAUGGAAUACAGGGUGUUCUUUCAGGUAUUGCUAGAGGUUGUGGUUGGCAAAAGAUCGGAGCUUAUGUGAACUUAGGAUCUUAUUAUCUUGCUGGUAUCCCUUGUGCUAUAGUUUUGACAUUUGUUUUCCACCUUGGAGGAAAGGGACUAUGGAUAGGAAUAAUUACUGGAAGUUCCCUACAAGCAAUUUUGCUUUUAGUGAUAACGAUGCAAACAAAUUGGGAGACAGAAGCCAAAAGGGCAAGGGAUAGAGUGUAUGCUUCCAUCAUCCCCAUCAAUUAGAGUGUAACGCCCAUUUUAUCAUAGAGAUAUGGAAUAAUUACGACUAGUUUUAAUUUGUUUGAUAAUAACAAUCUCAUAUAUCAAAGAAAUAAUUAUACUAUUAAUUUAAUGUUCAAAUUGGCUGAUAAUAAUAUAUAUGCAUUUCUAUCA
Messenger RNA from Mercurialis annua (annual mercury), 1690 nucleotides. RefSeq names its product protein DETOXIFICATION 16-like. Gene Ontology annotation, molecular function: antiporter activity; xenobiotic transmembrane transporter activity. Lineage: Eukaryota; Viridiplantae; Streptophyta; Magnoliopsida; Malpighiales; Euphorbiaceae. The coding region runs from base 77 to 1540 and encodes 487 amino acids. The record is from RefSeq and is a predicted model, not a curated record. Gene Ontology annotation, cellular component: membrane. Gene Ontology annotation, biological process: xenobiotic detoxification by transmembrane export across the plasma membrane. The transcript is spliced from 8 exons.